UUAACAAUUUACCUGAAAUAAAAAAAUUCAAUAAAGUUUUACCAAAAUUUAAUCAAAACCAAAUAUAAACGAGUUAAACGCAGCAGUGCAACAUUUAACCGCGGUCGCGUUGCUUCGCCACACACCUUCUUGACAGCGCAUUCGGUGCAAUUAAUUUCUUCGCUUUACUGCGGUUUUGCGCUUUGACGCCACCUACCGUAAUUAGAUUAUUGGAUAAUGGCGCUACAAACAAACAUAAAUGUCUAAUUCUAACGGUGAGAAUUCAUGGUGGUCUGUGCACAUAAAAGUUCAUAUCACUAACUGGCAAAAUAAAAUAUUACGAAAUUUUUUAAAGACUUCUUCGUAAAAACUUGACUUAUAGCACAAUGGAUGAAUUUCCCGUCUUACAAAUACCUGAUGAUGAAGUACUCGAGGAGGAGGAAUUCGAACGUCUUUACACCGCUCCUAUUGUAGUUGUCAUAAUACUCUCCUUAUUUUACGGCAGCAUCAGCAUUUUAGCAAUCAUUGGCAACUCAUUAGUCAUUUGGGUGGUGAUAACGGCCCGACAAAUGCGUACCGUCACCAACACAUACAUAGCAAACUUGGCUGUUGCCGAUGUCAUCAUUGGACUCUUCUGUAUACCGUUUCAGUUUCAAGCAGCUCUUUUACAGCGUUGGAACUUACCCUGGUUUAUGUGUGCCUUUUGUCCUUUCGUGCAAACGGUGAGCGUAAAUGUUUCCGUUUUUACAUUAACCGCCAUUGCGAUUGAUCGACAUCGUGCUAUCAUCAAUCCUUUAAGAGCACGUCCUUCGAAAUAUAUUUCAAAAUUUAUUCUGUUUGGCAUUUGGUUAUCGGCCUUCAUAUUCGCUAGCCCAAUCGCCAUAGCAUUUCGUGUGGAAGUUAUCCAUGAACGGUAUAGAGAGGACGGUGUCAUCUACAAUGUGACACGACCCUUCUGCGCGAAUAUCAAUCUCUCGGACGAACAGCUGAAGGCUUACCGUUAUGCGCUUGUUAUCGUACAAUACUGUGUGCCCUGCUGUGUCAUCUCCUUCGUCUACGUACAAAUGGCUGUGAAACUGUGGCUCACCGAAACGCCAGGCAACGCCGAGGAUACAAGAGACAUGGCGUUAAUGCGAAAUAAGAAGAAGGUCAUAAAAAUGCUCAUCGUUGUUGUGAUUGUGUUCGGCAUCUGCUGGCUACCCUUGCAGCUAUAUAAUGUGCUGUAUGUGACUAUACCAGAAGUUAAUGAAUACCACUUUAUCAGCAUAAUAUGGUUUUGCUGCGAUUGGUUGGCGAUGAGCAAUAGCUGCUACAAUCCCUUCAUUUAUGGCAUUUACAAUGAAAAAUUCAAACGUGAAUUCAAUAAACGUUUCAAUUUGUGCUUUUGCAAAUUUCGCACCAACAAUGAUGCCCACGACCGCACCUUGUCUAUGCAUACGAGAGCCACCUCAUUGCGCUCGAACUUUGCCAAUUCGUCGAUGCGUAUACGUAGCAAUUUAUAUGCCGAAGCUGGUGCUGGACAAAGCAAAUCAGACAUUUACUACACAUAUCGUUAUGCAAAUAUGCGACCGGGUCGGAAUGGCAGUAAUGCGUCAGCCUACAAUAUUAUAGCUUUGCCUCGUAAAACAAUGCAAACGAGUGAAUGCAGCAAGACUAAUACCGAGUUGCAUAACGCCGCUGCUGCUGCUGCUGCGGGUAAUGGUCAGAGUGUGCCGCAAUGGCGGCGUAACAACUUCAAGCCGCUGUAUCCAGAUGUAAUUGAAUGUGAAGAUGACUUGGACACGCUGAUGCACUCGACACCCACAUCAGAGGAGCCGAAUUCCAGCUCGGCGGGCAGUAAUAAAGUGAAUAUGAAUGCCGGACCGGGCUUCAUAUUUAAAACUACAGGGAAAAGAUAACUGGGAGCUUUGCCGUGCUAACAGAGUUACGCAGAAACCAUGUUCAAUUGUACAGUGGAAAUGGACCCGAUCAUCAACUAAGCUGACGGCACGCACGUUUGGGCAACGAAAAGUAAAGCUCUUCAGCUUAUUUGACUUAAGCUCUUACUGGGAAUGCAUGUGCUCUGUGCCCGUUCGGCUAUUGUUGUAGUAAAUUUGCCGAUUUUGACAAUAAACUCCCAUUAUCGAAAUGAGUCGCACAUGCGACCGCCAGUGUUGGUUCGUGCAAGCAAUAAACACCCAAACAAAGUCUGAUGCGUAGAAGUCGUAACGUCUGCCAAUUAGUGACGAACCCGUCGAGGCUUUUAAGCAACGAUUAGAAAUUUGGCAGAAUUCAUAAGCAAUUACUAAUGAUUCAUGAUGUGCUAUACUACUAUAAUGGUUGCAUUACAAGUUUAUAUGCAUAAUAUACAUACAUAUCUAUAUGUGGUUUUGUGUGUGUUUUCAAACCGGAUUUGUUAUUUCAAAAAUGACAAGUGUUUUUUGAGUUAAAACAAUUUUCAAGUGUGAUAAUACCAAUUAGA
Bactrocera tryoni is the source of this 2440-nucleotide messenger RNA. Its product is annotated as RYamide receptor-like. Gene Ontology annotation, molecular function: neuropeptide Y receptor activity. Gene Ontology annotation, biological process: G protein-coupled receptor signaling pathway. The transcript has 10 exons. The record is from RefSeq and is a predicted model, not a curated record. NCBI's taxonomy places the organism in Eukaryota, Metazoa, Arthropoda, Insecta, Diptera, Tephritidae. Bases 366 to 1877 code for a protein of 503 amino acids. Gene Ontology annotation, cellular component: membrane.